This is a messenger RNA of Drosophila sechellia, 1145 nucleotides long. It is a transcript of the gene cav, whose product is annotated as caravaggio. Bases 93 to 1103 code for a protein of 336 amino acids. NCBI's taxonomy places the organism in Eukaryota, Metazoa, Arthropoda, Insecta, Diptera, Drosophilidae. The record is from RefSeq and is a predicted model, not a curated record. The transcript is spliced from 3 exons.
UAUCAGUGAACGGUAUCACGGCAAGUUUGAGCCAAAAUGCGUGCUUAUUCGUCCAACUGAAGUCCGGCCUUGUGUUCUGAUAAAGUGUUAAAAUGUCGGGGACGCAAAUGUCUGCCUUCCUGAGGCAGUAUCUAGCCGAUGAGGACAAAAAAAUUCGUGCGCAAUUCAAAGAAAGCGAUCCUAACAACAAAUUGAUUCUAUGGAUGCACGAAAAAACGAGAAUAACAGAGGAGGACUUGGCGCGCCCAUACACCGAGGACGAGGUAAAGGAGCUGUGUCUACGCACCAAAGUGAAGGUUGAUAUGACCGCUUGGAAUUGUCUGUGGGAAGCCAAAAAGAGGUUUGAAGCAAAAGGACGUUUUGUAAACAAGUCUGAGAGAUUCAUCAACCGAAUGUAUGUGAAAGCGGUGCGCAAAAAGAUGGUCCAACCGUAUCCGGAGGAGUUUGUCGCCCAGCGAAGAGAAGUAGUUGCCGCCGAGACUAAGAAGCACAACAUCAGCCGAUUGGAUAGAUGGCAAAGGAAAAAGACUCAAAACCUAUCAGCACAAGAAUCCUCUCCAGCUCGUGGCGCUCAUCUUUCUUUUAUUGACGCGAUGCAGACCCACGAGGACCAAGUAAAUGCAAAUCUUAGUUCAGUGUCUCAAAUUAACUUUCAAGUGGAAGCGAUAGCUCGGCCAGCCGUGUCGUCAUCUGAUCUUAGCGGCAUCGGAGACGAUGAAGACGAACAUCAGCAGUCAGAAUUCCAGGAUGAACACAUCAACUGUCCAGAGACAGCGAUUAACGAGAACUCGGUGAGAUGUGAUCCAAUUAAUUCAGGAAGGAUGCGGACUGGAUGUAUAAAUUCACAAGGAAAUAACAAUACGGAGUCUGAUCCGGACUACUAUAUGUUUGGCACCCAAUUGAGCUCAUUACUACGACCCACGUCGACUCAAGAGCCUGACGACCAGGUAAACUGUCCAGAGACAGAGAUGAAUGAGAGCUGGGUACGGUGUGAUCAAAUUAAUUCGGAAAGCAUGUCGAUUGGACCGUCAAUUGAUUCGGAAGGAACUAUAACUUUUCAAAAUUCAGAGUCUGAGCCGAUCGACGUCGACUCAAUAGCCUGAUGACCAUAUAUCAAUUAAAAGUUUCCAUAUUAAACUAUAUAA